Molecule: messenger RNA, 4539 nt
Organism: Suillus paluster
Lineage: Eukaryota; Fungi; Basidiomycota; Agaricomycetes; Boletales; Suillaceae
Product: SNF2 family N-terminal domain-containing protein
Exons: 12
Coding region: 43-4251 (1402 amino acids)
Biological process (GO): positive regulation of transcription by RNA polymerase II
Cellular component (GO): nucleus
Molecular function (GO): histone binding; ATP binding; ATP-dependent chromatin remodeler activity
Source: RefSeq, a predicted model, not a curated record
GCUUUUCAGCGUAUCAAGGACCUUAGGCAGUCUGGCGCCACAAUGGAGACUUCUCCCGAACUUGCACAGCUUGUAAAGUCUGUUAAUACCUAUUCACAAAUGGCUCAACAAAUGAAUAAACAGUCACAUCCAGACCAGCCACAGCAAAACGGACACCCACAGCAACCUCCUCCCACAGAUGGUCUCAUUAAUGGCGCUGCCGCCAACGGUCAUUCUGCUCCCCAGCCUAUACCAGGUCCAUCCAUUACCCCUGUAUCCUUCACUCAAGAACAAAUGGCUGCUCUACGCGCUCAGAUUAUGGCCUUCAAACUCGUCUCCCGCGGUUCCCCCAUCCCCGACCAUCUACAACAUGCCAUUCGUGUUCACAACACCGCCGUCCCCGAUCUUGAGAAGCUUCUCCAGGGCCCAGACGUGUCCUCACGGAUAGUUGACAGCGCUGCCAAAAUACAGAAAGGUCACAUUGCUCCACCCCCGCCCACCGAGCCCCCCGUACCCGUCGAAGUCGUAAAAGAAGAAGAACAUGGCCCUCCCAUCGACCCUGCUGAUCUUCCCAAGGGCCCCUUCCUCGAAGACGCAGUUAGCUCGGGCGUGUACCCAUACAACGCAUUCAAGAUGCCCUUCAUCCACCUCGAGCGCCCACCCAACGUCGACCCAACCAUGGUUGCAACCCGCCUCCAGCGCCUCCUCAUUCCCUCCAUCAUGCCUGCAGGGCUCGACGUCCACCAGGUCAUUAACGAGCGUGAUCGGUUCAUCGAAGCGCGCGUUCAACAGCGCAUCAAGGAGCUCGAGGAUAUCCCCGCCACAAUCGGUGAAGGCCACUUUGAAUCUUUGGCAGACGUCAUCCUCGGUGGAGCCAAGCAAGAGUCCCCCGACGAGUUCUCGCCACAUGCUCCACACGGCAAGCUACGCGCAAUGAUUGAGCUCAAGUCCCUCAAGGUGCUCGAGAAACAACGUGCCAUGCGCGCGCUCGUCGCAGAGCGCUUGAUUCAAGGCACCCUGCUCCCGCUCAACCGUGUGGACUUUAGGCGUGCGCGAAAGCCCACCCUCAGAGAUGCGCGCAUGACCGAGCAUGCAGAACGCAAACAGCGUAUCGACCGCGAGAGGCGUGCGAAACACAAGCAUGUCGAGCAGCUCGGCGUCAUCUGCCAACACGGGCGCGACAUUAUCACUGUGAACCGCUCCGCACAAGACCGGGUCACAAAGCUCGGGCGUGCCGUGCUGUCCUUCCAUGCCUUCACUGAGAAAGAGGAACAGAAACGUAUCGAGAGGAUAUCGAAGGAGCGUUUGAAGGCGCUCAAGGCGGAUGAUGAAGAGGCGUAUAUGAAGCUUAUCGAUACGGCAAAAGACACGCGUAUCACGCAUUUGCUGCGGCAAACGGAUGCCUAUCUCGAUUCGCUUGCGCAGGCUGUCGUUGCGCAGCAAAAUGAGUCUGGCCCCCCCUUGGAUACCAACUUUGACCAGGAGGAAGGCCCCGCGAACGAGGCCACGUUUGGCGCCCAAGUCAGUUCUGAUGCACAGGAUGACAAGGGCAAGGUGGAUUACUAUGCUGUUGCACAUCGCAUUUCGGAGAAGGUCUCGAAGCAGCCUGGGAUUCUUAUCGGCGGUCAGCUUAAGGACUAUCAGCUCAAGGGCCUGCAAUGGAUGGUCAGUCUUUACAACAACAAGCUCAAUGGUAUCCUUGCAGACGAAAUGGGUCUCGGUAAAACGAUCCAAACCAUCUCGCUGGUCACAUUCCUCAUCGAGGUCAAGAGACAGCGCGGGCCUUAUCUCGUCAUUGUGCCUCUAUCAACGAUGACGAAUUGGUCCGGCGAAUUUGCAAAAUGGGCGCCGACGGUAAAGAUGAUCUCGUACAAGGGCAACCCAGCGCAGCGUCGCAACCUCCAAGGCGAACUGCGGAUGGGCCAGUUCCAAGUUCUUCUCACCACGUAUGAGUACAUUAUCAAAGACCGACCUAUUCUUAGCAAGCUCAAAUGGGUGCAUAUGAUCAUCGACGAGGGACAUCGUAUGAAGAACACCCAGUCGAAACUCGCGCAGACGCUCACGCAGUACUACCACUCCCGCUACCGCCUCAUUCUCACCGGUACUCCCCUUCAGAACAAUCUCCCCGAACUUUGGGCCCUCCUUAACUUUGUCCUCCCCAAGAUCUUCAACUCCGUAAAAUCAUUCGAUGAGUGGUUCAACACGCCGUUCGCGAACUCCGGCACGGGUGACAAGAUCGAGUUGAAUGAAGAAGAGGCGCUGCUCAUCAUCCGUCGGUUGCAUAAGGUGUUGCGGCCGUUCUUGUUGAGAAGGCUGAAAAAAGACGUGGAGAGCGAACUUCCCGAUAAGGUGGAGAAGGUGAUCAAGGUCCGCAUGAGCAUGCUGCAGAGUCAGCUGUAUAGGCAGAUGAAGAAGCAUAAAAUGAUUGCUAAUGGAAAGGAUGCCAAGGGCAAAUCUGGAGGCGUGAAGGGUCUGAGCAAUGAGCUGAUGCAACUGCGUAAGAUUUGUCAACAUCCGUUCUUGUUCGAAAGCGUCGAGGAUAAGGUCAACCCCACCGGGCUCAUCGACGAUAAGUUGAUCAGGUCGGCUGGCAAACUCGAGCUGUUGUCUCGUAUUCUUCCCAAGUUCUUUGCAACGGGUCACAGGGUCCUUAUUUUCUUCCAAAUGACGAAGGUCAUGGAUAUCAUGGAAGAUUUCUUGAAAAUGUCGGGCUGGAAAUAUCUCCGUCUUGAUGGUGGUACGAAGACAGAAGAACGUGCCUUGCAUGUGCAACAGUUCAAUGCAAAAGAUUCGGAAAUCAAAGUCUUCAUCCUGUCGACACGAGCUGGUGGUUUAGGUCUCAACUUACAGACUGCAGAUACCGUUAUCAUCUUCGAUAGUGAUUGGAAUCCUCACGCUGAUCUUCAGGCUCAAGAUCGUGCUCAUCGUAUCGGUCAGACCAAGGCUGUCCGUAUCCUCCGUUUCAUCACGGAGAAGAGUGUCGAAGAAGCCAUGUACGCUCGUGCACGAUACAAGCUCGACAUCGACGACAAGGUCAUCCAAGCCGGUCGUUUCGACAACAAGUCGACGCAGGAAGAACAGGAAGAAUUCUUGCGAUCCAUCCUCGAAGCAGACCAAGAGGAGGAGAACGAAGAAGCUGGCGACAUGAACGACGACGAACUUAACGACAUGCUAGCGAGAUCUGACGAGGAGGUUGAGAUUUUCCGUUCGAUGGAUCUUCAGCGGGAACGGGAUGCGUUGGACGCAUGGCGUGCGGCUGGCAACAGGGGGAAACCGCCGUUGCCGCUCAUGCAGCUUGAAGAGCUGCCUGAGUGUUAUCAGACGGACGAGCCGUUUGAGCCGAAGGAGAUUGAUGAAUCUCUUGAGGGCCGUGGGCAGCGUCGCCGUAAUGUCGUCAAUUAUAACGACGGUCUUAGUGAUGAGCAGUGGGCGAUGGCUGUGGAGGACGGCGAGGAUUUGCAAGAGCUCGUUGACCGUGCCCGUGGCAAGAAGGAGCGACGCGCUGCAAACAAGCUUCUAAAAGAAAGCGAUACGCCCGGUCGCGGUACUCCAGCGUCAGACGUGGGUGUUGGGCGCAAGGGGAAGAAGGGUAAGGGAAAGAUGGCUACCAACGACUACGAUAUGCCUACUGUGGCUGGCAAGCGGAAACGUGGGAUGAAGUCCAUGUCUGUUACGCCUUCUGUGAAUGAGGAUGACGACGAGGAGCGUGAUAUGAAACGACGGAAGACGAAGACGGGUGACUUAGCGCCUGCAAUAAAGGACAAGAUGAAGAAGGCUUUCAAUGAAGUUCACAAAGCGGUUCUUGCAUGUGAAGACAAAGAUGGCCGAAAACGUUGCGAACUUUUCCGGGAGCUGCCUGAUAAGCGAGAUUAUCCCGAUUACUACCAGUUGAUCACGCAUCCGAUCGCCUUGUCCACGCUUCGAAAGCGGGGCAACGCUGGAUAUUACAAGAGUAUCACGCAGUAUAAGGAGGACUGGAAGCUCAUGUUCGACAACGCACGGACGUAUAAUCAGGAGGGUUCCUGGGUAUACAUAGACGCUGAGGAGAUGGAAAGGGUCUUCUACAGCACUUUGGAGAGAACCACUGCUGGGUCGGGGCUACCUGGCGCUUCGCCGGCUCUAGGUGGACCCUCAAGUUCUUCAGCGUAUGAUGCGCUUACUCCUAUUCCUAUGGACGAGGAUGAGCGGCCGCAGCGUGGCAGGGCUCGGAGUGCUGGUCGCAAACAGGUUAUCAGCGACGAUGAAUACCUGACGCCCAGUGAUGAGGAGUAGAUAUUCCCCUUUGUCUAUCUUUCUGUUUUGUUCUUUCGUUGUGUUUAUAGCAACGUUCAUUUUGGAGUAUGUAUUGGUACACAAUAAUAUCAGAUCACGAUCUCCAAACCACCAUCAAACAUCCUCGACGUUGAGAGCGGGUUUCUCCUUUGACACUACUUUCUUCACUGCAACAAUUCCCCUAAAGGCCACUUGAAACGUGGUUUGCAUAUCCUCCGUGUUGCCGGGAACCCUCUGCAUGAAUUCAUCGACUUCCCGAACCGCACGUUUAAGGGCGCCGAUGUCGCG